AAAGUUCUUGAUGAGGAAAUUUUCCCUUUUUGGUACUUCAAAGGGAAAUGUUUAAAGCUGUAAGGUACUUCAUGCUCUUAACCACACUGUAGAAUUAUAAGUUAACUAAUUUGACUGGAGCUUGCUUUAUUGCAUACCAAAGUCAUCAUAUUGGGAAAGAUGAAGAAAAUCUGUAAAUUUUUUCAUGAAACCAUGAGGGUUUGAUUUAGGUGAUGGAAACUUCAUGAAAGUCUCUUUGUGCUGUAAAAAUUAAGAGCAGACAUGAAUUAUUACAACUGCUCAACAUAACUUAAUAGGGUGGAAACUUGGUAAACUGCUGUAAUUUGGUUGCUCUGGAGUUCUGUGGCCAUACCACAUAUUUCUUCAUGUCUCAUACCAUGGAUUUCUUCAUUCCCCAGUGUACAGCAUAGCCUGCUGCAGCCUGCAUGAGAAAUGGGACAAGUGUGCUUAGCUGUGAGUUGGAUCCACUAUAAUAAGAUUAUCCCAGAGCUACACAGACCUCAGCAAGCAGCUAUUUUAAGCAGGGAAUAGCAGAGAACAAGAGCAAACUGCCAUGAAAUAUGUCCAGCUGUCUCCCUUUCUAGAAUUCCAGGAUGGAAAGUGUUGCUGUGGUGUGCAUACUGUGAGCCUCAGGUAGGACAUCUCCCUUUCUUAUCCCUUCAUCCUCUUAUCUCUCUUCUUUUUGGCAAUUUUAAUAGUUUAAUGAAUACUUCAGGGUACAACUAUAAGUUUUAGUUCUAAACUUGGCUUGCAGAGAAUAAACCAUAAGGCUACUGGCAAGAGGCAGGGAGUUAUUUCCAACAUAAUAGUUUGCACAGGAAAGCCAUACCACCUGGUAUGUGUUUGCUACAUUUUACUAGUCUCCAAUGGUUUAAUGGGAUAUAUUCAAAUCAAACCACUAAGCCAAAGUUCAUACAGCAUUUAACAAAACAUAUUCAGCGUAAUGCACAGCACUUUUUCUAUAUUUCAAUAACUCUGGUUUCUUACUCAAAUGCUACCAGUGCACCACUGGAUAUGUUCCAGUGCCCUGUUCUUGGUUUGUACUCCUAUGGCACUCUCAAACAUUUAAUCAGUUGCCUGUAGAGGAAAUUAUUCCUCUACCUCUUUAUUGUGUCCCUGGGCAUGACUUUCUACUUCCACUAUAAACAUUGUCAAAGAUAGGGUGAGGGGAUUUGAGAAGAGUCCACAGUUUUCUAUUCUUCAUGCUGAUAGUUGAGUGUAUUUUUAUUUUGUGAAUGCAGUCUUAUGCCUUAUAUAGGUCCCUUUUACAGUAUGGUGCCUCCAGCAUCAACCCUAAACCCAGAAUCAGUAGGAAUAAAUGUCUGCUUCCAGGUGAAAAACUAUUUACUUCAAAAACUCACAAAUGGUCCUACAAAGAAAAUUAUUAUUGCCUCUUUCUUUAUUUAAUAAAUGUGGUUAAUGUCUUAAAAGAGUUUUCCAUUAAAGUGAAAUUUUGUUACAUGGCAAAAGGUAGGAUAUAAUCUUUAAUUCUGUCUAACACUCUGAAAUUGAGUACUUUCCCCUGGUAUACUGGUGUACUAUUAUUUAUUUUUCUGUGAUGGGAUAUUAUGAUCAUGCAUAUUAUAAAUCUUUCCAGAGGGAAUUUUAAUGUCUUAUAAGUGCUCAUCUGGUCAAUGUACUGAUCUGCAGCCAACAAUCCAAAUACAAAGUGAUUAUUUUGAAAAGCAAUCAUAAAGAAAGUUAAGCACUUCUUGGAUGCAUUGGGAAAGAAGAUAAAAAUAUAAUGAAUUAUUUUAAGGAUUUUAACCACAAAUCAGAGAGGAACCUUGGAAUAAAUUUCUGUUCUCAAUAUCUCAGAUGUAGCAAAAUUAAAAGUCAUAGGUAUGAAGUUCUAAAUUCUUUAGACUUGAAUUUAUGUACUGUUAAUUGGACAUGAGAACUGGUUCCUACAGAAUUUGCUUGCAGAGGAUUUCGAAAUAAAUGAAGUAUUUAAUUUAUUUCAUUUGACAAAACCUCAGUGAAGUAACAUUAUUGUGUAGCUCUUUCCACUUCCUUUCUGCCUUCUUUCUGGGUUGGAAUAUAUAAGGAAAAGAUUAUAGUAAAGAAAAAAGAUUUAGUAAAAUUAAAGUGUAUAGAACUUUAUAAUCUGCAGUGAUCCUCAUACUGGCUUGAAAGGAACAGAACAGACUCUUCACACUACUAGUGCACUGGUUUGGGACUUUAGUGAUCAUCACAAGAUGUCACUUCUAUGAACAGCAUUGAUAUUGGCAUGAAACCCCACAAGCAUCUAAAACAGAAUUUGCUGAAAGCAUUUAAAAAUAAUUAAGGUUAUUUUGAUUUAAUGACAGUUUGACCAAACACAGCAGUCAAGGUUGUAGGCUUUAUAAUCAUGGUCAUAAAGGAUAUUUUAUCUAUGAUACCAGUAGUACUUAUUGUUCCUAUUUUCCUGUUUAGCCAGCGAGAUACUUUAAAUUUGAGCUUUCUUACACUGACUUUUUAAAGCAUUUGAAUAGUCUUGUGCAAUAAAAGUGCAAUAAGGAAGGAGCAGGAGGUUUCUGCAUGUGUCUGUCUGUCUGAGCCACCAGGGGGGACUCAUUCCUCACCUAUAACUUUUCUGCAGCAAGUAUCUGAAAAAAACACCCAUGCCUGAACCAGGUCUAGAAAGUCAAUUCAGCAGAGAGUUUGUCUUCUUUCAAAUUCAGCAGAGAGUUUGUCUUCUUUCAUAUUAAGAGAGCUUUAUGUAAAAUCUUGUCAAUCUGCAGUGCUCUUUCCACUCUGCCCAUGAGUGCAUCAGCCACCCAACGCAUUGAGCAGCAAUGCCAGACCAAGCCCGGCCACAGAGGGACCCGAGUUCAGCUUGGAAAUCUUGUAUAUCAGUGGGGUACGGUCACUGCCACCCCCUGCCUGCUUUAGACUGACCUGGGACUUGUUGGACUGACAGAAGACUCAGCAGACAGCCUGGCUUGGCUUCUCACACGUUAAACUCCCUCCUUCACACCACUGGUCAUGGCUUUGUGGCUGAAAGGAAUAUUUUUUGGCUGUAUGUGCAAAAGCUAUCUCUUCUUUCAUAGCUGUUUCACAGCUCCUUUGUUACUGUCUCACUACUGCAUUUCUUUUUUCCGACUAUUACAGCCUUCCUGAUUUAUUUCAAUUUCACUCUGUCUUACUACUUUUAAGCAAAAUUUGUCCAUCUUGAAACAGAAUUGUGUUAUUGCUAUGAUCACAAGGAUGUUUUAUAGCAUCCUGCUAAACAACAGCAAAAAUCUGUGUGUGAUGUAAUGUACUCUGGAGACUUGUCAGGAAAGUGAUAUAAUUUUGAAUUCCCACUUAAAAGCCAAAUACUGAAAAUUUCUUAAAAUUUUGAACUCUGUCAGGCCAGUGGGACUCUUCUUGUGGUCUAUAGAAAGAUUUUGAAAUACUGAAGGGAAUUCUCUAGCUGCAUUAAAUUUUCAAAUUUUUGUCUUAUUUUGUAAAUUAUUUCCUGUAGUAAUUAAUUAUUUGUUACUUUCAGGCACCUUUAAUUCAAUUUUCCCUUUCCUUAAUUAAUCUAGGAAUUACCCCCAUCUCUGGGCACAAUCAGUCAUGGGUUUUGUGCACAUCACAGUCCCAGAUGAUUGCAUUCAGCUCCAUUUGAAAUACAUAAUUACUAAUGACAUUUCUUCAGAUGUCUGGUGUAUUCUUAAAGCAUGGUGGGCUUUGUAAGAAGCUCACAUUAAAACCAGUGAGAGGUACUGGCUACCAUAAAAAUAAAAGAAUUAACUUGGUUUUCAUCAGUUGUGGAUUUUUCUCUUCUUUAAUAUGUGCAGGAAACUGUAUUUGAAAUUAUGCCUUUAAAAAUCUUACCCCUGAUGACUCAACUAAACUUGCUCAUUACGUGCUUCUGGUAGUCAUAAUGCCAUUCCACUUCCCCAUUUCACACAGUUUUCUCUUUAAUUUUUCACUCUUGGUUUCAGCUGCACUGUCUGGGGAAAGUGUAACAACAAAAGCAGGAAUUCUUUUUCUUAACAAAAUUUAUUGUGAUGAUAACUGACAGUGCUGCAGCAGAAUUAACAAAGAUUGCAGAGAAUUUGAUAAAUAGCAGAACUUUCCCCGAAGACACGUGACUGACGAUGACUGUGCUGAAUUUUCUUCCUCUUUCUCCCAAAUGAAGUUUUAUACCAUCAGAUACUGAGCAAAAAAAGUAACUAUGUUUGAACUCCUUUUUUUCAUUUUAUUUACCCCUGGAGUCAGUGAAUUAAUUUGUACAUCAUCAGAUCUUGAAAUGUCGUAUACUUUUUGUGAUUCUACAGCUCAUUCUUUCAAGUUUAAUCUGACACCUUGCAGCACAAGGAACAAACCUGUCUGGAAGGCUGCUCUUACCUGGAUUCCAAGAAGUGACAUUCACUUUUUGAAGAUUGUCUUCAAUGUCUGGUAUGAUGGUGCCAAAGCACUCCUCUGGAAGGACGUCCUCUGCAGCGGAACUGACGAUGAAUACUCACUGUGCGGAACGCUGAAAGGAGAAACACUUGAAUCAGCAUUUGACAUUAAAGGCUCAAGAUUAGAAUUUCCAAAGGGCGACUAUAGUAUUGUUGUGCAAGGAUUCUCUGAUGAUUCUGAGAAUAAUAUGCUCAUAUGCGUGAAUGUCACCAUGAUAGUGAAAUAAGAUGCUUUCUGAGUGCAACAAACUUCUCAAAUAAUUCCAGAAUAUGGAGGUCACUUCUGUGAGCGACUGGAAUCCAAGCUGCUAAGUAAUAUGCACACUGAACUUCCUGAGGCAGAAUACAUCAUGUGCUGUCUGGGAAGCUCUAAGAUAUAGUCUUUCUCAUUUGUAGCACAGCCAUAAUCAGUUGCUCAGCCAAUGUGCCCAAAAUUUCCGGGAAUCAGGCUUCCUGAUUAAUCCAUGGAAUUACCCUGACUGGAUGGCAGGCUGGUCCUGCAUUUUGGUGCUGUGCCUUGAGUUACAAUAAAGUUGAGUGCUUCAGGCUGAGCUAAAGUAAUCAAGAAGUUUUGAAAUUUUGAAGUGCCAGAAUCAGAAGUUCAUCAGUAUUCAAUUUAAAACAACACAGCAAUUGAAUUUGGGAACCCUGCUGUGAGGUGGUGGGGGAAGUUUUUUUGGUUUGUUUGAGGUUUUUUCUUUUCUUGUAACAAUAAAACUUGUUAGUACAAUCAAUUUAAGAGAUUUUUUUUUCUCCUGUUAUUUUCUGAUGUUUCUUCAGAUGUUUCAUAUUUUUCUGCAAGCUGAAACAGAGGAGUAAUAAUUUGUUAUGUGGUAGUAGCUGAUGUGGAUGAAAUCCAAAGUGUAACACUUUUUUUUCCCAGUUACACU
Molecule: messenger RNA, 5266 nt
Organism: Zonotrichia albicollis (white-throated sparrow)
Lineage: Eukaryota; Metazoa; Chordata; Aves; Passeriformes; Passerellidae
Gene: LY96
Product: lymphocyte antigen 96
Biological process (GO): cellular response to lipopolysaccharide; innate immune response; toll-like receptor 4 signaling pathway
Cellular component (GO): lipopolysaccharide receptor complex
Molecular function (GO): lipopolysaccharide immune receptor activity; Toll-like receptor 4 binding; lipopolysaccharide binding
Source: RefSeq, a predicted model, not a curated record